AAAGGGCCAGAGCGCGAAUUCCCGUCGCCCGCCCCCUGCGCCCUGGUCUGCCGGCCGCGCCCACCCGCCUGCGGCCCCUCCGCCCGGCCGCCCUUCGCGGCGCCCCCUUUCCGGUCAGUGGAGGGGCGGGAGGAGGGGCGGGGGCGCCAGGGGUGGUGAAGUCCUGGAGAGGGUUUGGGUUGCAGUUUCCUUGUGCUGUAGAUACAGUCCCCUCCUCGCCAGCGCCAGGCUCCUCCCCCCCUCGGCGCGGAUGACACUAGAACCUCCUUAAGUUGCGUCGCGCCACAGCUGUCUGCGAACACUGAGCUGCCUGGCGCCGUCUUGAUACUUUCAGAAAGAAUGCAUUCCCUGUAAAAAAAAAAAAAAAAAAACUGUGAGAGGGAGAGAGAGAGGAAAAGAGAGAGACGGAGAGCGCGCGAGACAGAGCGAGCCACGCAAUCUGACUGAGCAGUUUCUGCUCUCGGGUCACCCGCCGCCGCCGCCUCCUCCUCUCUGCUCCUCGCUUCCCAGGCAACCCGAGGACAGACUCAGGCUCGGAGCCUCUGAGGACCCCCAGUGCACAGGAGCCUCUUGCAGAAUUCCAGCUGUUCUCGCUCCCUCCCUUUGCAAUUUGAUCCCCCUUUAUACUUCCAUACCUAUUUUUUUGGAAUUUCUUUUUUCUUCCUCUUCUUCUCCUUGCUAAACUACCCCGCAGAGAUUAAAACAAACCCCUUAUUUGCUCACCUUUCCUUCCCAGCUUUCUAUUCCCCUAUUGAAAAAUCAUUAAACGCCCCUCGUCCCUCCGACGGCAGAAGCACCUGCAGAGCCCCGGAGGCCCCUGACCUCCUAGCCCGACCGCCCUCCCUCACCGCGCGCGGGUUCCGGGCCCGGCGAGAGGGCGCGAGCGCAGCGGGGGCCAUGGAGGUGACGGCGGACCAGCCGCGCUGGGUGAGCCACCACCACCCCGCGGUUCUCAACGGGCAGCACCCGGACACGCACCACCCAGGCCUCGGUCACUCCUACAUGGACCCGGCGCAGUACCCUCUGCCGGAGGAGGUGGAUGUACUUUUUAACAUCGAUGGUCAAGGCAACCAUGUCCCGUCCUACUACGGAAACUCGGUGAGGGCCACUGUGCAGAGGUACCCUCCGACCCACCACGGGAGUCAGGUGUGCCGUCCACCCCUGCUGCACGGAUCCCUGCCCUGGCUGGACGGUGGCAAAGCCCUGGGCAGCCACCACACCGCGUCGCCCUGGAACCUGAGCCCCUUUUCCAAGACGUCCAUCCACCAUGGCUCCCCCGGGCCGCUCUCCGUCUACCCGCCGGCCUCAUCCUCCUCGCUGUCCGCGGGCCACUCCAGCCCGCACCUCUUCACCUUCCCGCCUACCCCGCCGAAGGACGUCUCCCCGGACCCGGCACUGUCCACCCCGGGCUCGGCCGGCUCGGCGCGCCAGGACGAGAAAGAGUGCAUCAAGUACCAGGUGCCACUGCCCGAUGGCAUGAAGCUCGAGUCGUCGCACUCGCGUGCCAGCAUGACCACCUUGGGGGGCGCCACCUCCACGGCCCACCACCCCAUCACCACCUACCCGCCCUACGUCCCCGAAUACAGCUCCGGACUCUUCCCGCCCAGCAGCCUGCUGGGGGGCUCCCCCACCGGCUUCGGAUGCAAGUCCAGGCCCAAGGCGCGGUCCAGCACAGAAGGCAGGGAGUGUGUGAACUGCGGGGCGACCUCAACCCCCCUGUGGCGACGGGAUGGAACGGGGCAUUACCUGUGCAACGCCUGCGGGCUCUACCACAAGAUGAACGGACAGAACCGACCCCUCAUUAAGCCCAAGCGAAGGCUGUCGGCAGCAAGAAGGGCAGGUACAUCCUGUGCAAACUGUCAAACCACCACGACCACUCUCUGGAGAAGAAAUGCCAAUGGAGACCCUGUCUGCAAUGCCUGCGGGCUGUACUACAAGUUGCACAAUAUUAACAGACCCCUGACUAUGAAGAAGGAAGGCAUCCAGACCAGAAACCGAAAAAUGUCUAGCAAAUCCAAAAAGUGCAAAAAGGUGCACGACACGCUGGAGGACUUCCCCAAGAGCAGCUCGUUCAACCCCUCCGCCCUCUCCAGACACAUGUCUUCCCUGAGCCACAUUUCCCCUUUCAGCCACUCCAGCCACAUGCUGACCACCCCAACGCCGAUGCACCCCCCAUCUAGCCUCUCCUUUGGACCUCACCACCCUUCCAGUAUGGUCACCGCCAUGGGCUAGAGGCCCUGGCCCACGCGGACUGGUCUCCGCCAGAGGCCUGCCAGCCCCUUCUACGUGCAUUUUUGCAGGAGCAGUAUCAUGAAGCCGAAAUCCAUGGAUCUACGUUUUUGAAGGCAGAAAGCAAAACAACGUUGGCCACUUUUGCAGAGGAGCUCGCUGUGGUGUCUGUGUUCUCAAUCACUGACUCUGGAUCCCAUUUGUGAAUAAGCCAUUCAGACUCACAUUCCCUCUUUACCAGGGUCUCUAGUGCUGUGAAAAAAACCUAAAUACAAAAAACAAAACAAAAAAAACCCCACAAAAAAACCACUGAACAUUGCAUAUAACUUAUAUUGUAAGAAAUACUGUACAUUUGAAGAAGACUUUAUUGCAUCUGGGUAGCUGUGAGAAAGGCAUGAAGGACACCAGGAGUUUUUAAGGCAUAUGGGGGAAUAAAGUGUGGAAAAUAAGAAGAAACUAGGUCUGGUAUUCAAGUGGACAAACUGCCAGUUUCCUUUCCUUUCACUGGCCACAGUUCGAUGCAUUAAAAAAAAAAAGAAGGAAAAAAAGAGAAAAAAGUCUUAGGAAAUCAUUUGAUCGAAGCUGUGGGCCUCUGUGUAGGAAACCUAUCAGGGCCGGGCAUCUGUGUCAACACGCAUGUAUUGUCAUCAAGGGUCUCAGAUAGCCUUUUUCCAGGCCUACAUGCUUUGUGAACAAGUCCCUGUAAUUGUUGUUUGUAUGUAUAAUUCAAAGCACCAAAAUAAGAGAUGUAGAUUUAUUUCAUCCUAUUAUACAGGCUGAAUUGUUGUACAAAUUUAUUUACUGCUAGUGUUAUGAACUGCUUUUUUUUUGUUUUAAUAUUUUCCUUCUCUCUAAAUUUUUGGUUGAAUAAACUAGAUGACAUUCAGUUGACCUAAGGUGGUUGUGCUCUGGAGGGCUUCUUUUCCAUUUUGCUUUUUGGUGAUAUUUAUUCAAUAGCUUCUAAGGGUACAGCAGCCUCUGCCAUGUCACUCGGUGCUCCACAGCCUGUACUGUGAGGGUAGCCACGUAUGAGCUACUGCCGUGCAUGUCAGUGACCCAGACCGCGCGGCCGGUCCUGGAGCAGCCUGGCUGAUUGUUAGCUCCUGUUGUGUUCUGUGUUAGUGAUCACUGCCUUUCAUACAGUCUGUUGGAAUAAUAAUAUAAAAAUAAUAAUAAAAUAUUUUAAAACAACCAAAUACCAUCGUAUCCAAGUAGUGGCCAAGCUCUUAUAGAAUCUUGUAGCUCUAGCGAAUUUAAGAAAUGAGUUCAAAACUAAAACCAAAACUCAGAUGUGUUAAGGUAUUCACUAGGAGGUAAUGCAGACCCCAGAUAGUCAGCACUGAUUCCUUUGGGAAACUGGGUGUCUUGGGAGCUCUCUGUGAAGCCCAGACGAUUUAUCCUGGGGCCGGUGGAGCUUCUGUGGUUCCCUAGUGAGCUGUGGUUCCUUCCUGCUCACCUGUGUCCCCCGUGGACUAUCUUCUCGCAGGAGCAAUGGGAAGAUUUCCUCGCUGAGCUUCACAGGCGAAGUGAAGCUGGUGGAUUCCUCGUGGUCCUCUGCAAGAUGUAAAGGAGCUGGGCUGGUUCUUAAGUUCAUUUCUGUUUUGCUUUUCUAUUGUUGAAUUGAAUAACACCACCAUGGAGGGUUUAUGGGAAUGUUUGCGAAACAUGAAAUCACCAUUUUGUAACUUAUGCUGUAUAGUUUCCUUUGACUCUGUUGACAGAAUGUGUAACUAUGGCACACAUUUUAAAAUCUCUGUUAAUCGCCUCUCUGCUUUCUUAGCAAAUAUUUUAAACCUAAAGCUAAAUGUUGAAAUAAAGGAGUAGAGAAUUACUGA
This is a messenger RNA of Manis pentadactyla (Chinese pangolin), 4064 nucleotides long. RefSeq names its product GATA binding protein 3 (gene GATA3). Gene Ontology annotation, cellular component: nucleus. Gene Ontology annotation, biological process: cell fate commitment; embryonic organ development; negative regulation of transcription by RNA polymerase II. The transcript is spliced from 6 exons. Lineage: Eukaryota; Metazoa; Chordata; Mammalia; Pholidota; Manidae. The record is from RefSeq and is a predicted model, not a curated record. Gene Ontology annotation, molecular function: RNA polymerase II cis-regulatory region sequence-specific DNA binding; DNA-binding transcription factor activity, RNA polymerase II-specific; zinc ion binding. Bases 898 to 2232 code for a protein of 444 amino acids.